AGGAGAAAGAGGGGGUGUAGAGGAGGAGGAGGUCAGAGUCUGAGGAGCGAAGCUUUUAAAGGGUGAGAACUGAACAGUAGUGAGCAAAGCAUGAGCGCACACAGAGCGGGAAGCACGGAACGUGACUAAAGACCUCAAAUACUCUUCAAAACAUCAAACAGAGAUGAUGUCACUUCAAAGAAACCUGGCCGUCCUUCUGCUUUUGUUGAAUGCCUCAUUUUUCCUCCACUCCUACGUCCUAAUUCACGCUGCGUCCACUUCCCCUCCUGUCACCCUUCCGCGGAUAAUAUUCCUUACUGCCUUGAGCUCAGACGAUGACUACUAUGACGAUGACACUGAAACCAAAAGCUCUUCUCCUGACGUGGUGGUCGCCGUGAAAACCCCUGUUCUCCACCAGGGGUCCCAGCCCUGCCAGUAUGACCCCUGCCUCGAAAAUCAGGAGCCAUGCGCCCACCUUCGGGAGGAGACAGGCUGCCUCUGUCCUGGUAUCAGUGGAGCUGACAAGCCUCCUCACGCACCACGCAUCCAAACACUGCUGCCAAUAAGCGAAGGGGGUGACAGAGGAAAGGUGGAGGUCAAGUGGUGCGCUCCGUCUUCAGUGGUUUCUACCUACAGGGUGGUGGUUCAGGGGCAGGAUGGUGACGUCCUUGAAGUUGGCGAUGGUCUGCGGCGAAGUGUGGUGGGCUCUUUGGAAAAAGGCACCAAGGUGUGUGUGGAGGCGCUGAACCAAGCUGGACGCAGCAGCCCCUCAGACUUCUCCUGUCAACGCUAUGACCCUCCCACAUCCUCGGACCAUCACCUGUUGGCCUUGAUCAUAGGUGGGGGGCUCCUCCUCUUAGUAAUCAUUUUAGUAAGUGUGAUUCUGUGGAAGUACAAAACAUGUCGGAAAGGAAAGGGCAACUCCGCCAAUGGACUGCACCCUUCUUACAGAGCGGGGGAAACACUGUGAUCCAGCAAACUGCAUCACAGUCACAACCCACUCAAGUUUGAUCAUGGACAGCAAUAGCUGUGAUGUUGUGAUUAAUGAUUGAGUCCUGUUUACAACCCAUUAUUGGGAGAAAGAGUGAUUUUUGUGUAUGUAAAUUAGACACUUUUCUUGAAUUAACACUAAAACAUAGUCAAUAUUUUCGAAUUAUUUGUGAAUUAAAACUACUGGUUUAUUUGCUGGCAAAUUAAACAUUGUAGAUUUACUAUUUUUUUAAUUAAUCAUGAUUGUAAAUACAUUUUUAGGAUAUACCCACUGUCUUUUAUAACUCCUAGAAAACUAAAACAUAUUUUUGAAUAAAAAACAUUUUGUGAUGGUUGAAUUUUCUUUUCAUUCAAAAGCACUUUUGCACUUGACAAACAUACAGCAGAGUGAAACAUUAGAAGUCCUGACUCUGUUUCUUGGCCCCUGAACUGGAUGAAAUAGGUCCACCACAAAUGAUCAGUUUAUACAAUUAGGUGAUUUAUCAUUAACUUACUUUUAAAAAAUAUUGUUCAAACAUAGCUUGUUGUAGGUACCUUUCUACUAUUUUACUAGAGGCGUACAGACUAUAAACAUACUUUUAUUUAUUUACAACUGGUUGCAACAACAAAUCCCAAGUGAACAAGCACUACUGUAUAAGCCACAAUGAACAAGAAAAAAAUCCUUGGGGUUGGGUGAGUGUUGCAGUUAAGCACUCAGGCAUGACAACAGGUCCAAUCCAUUGGCCUCUGUAAAUAAUACAUACCUUAUAACAGAAGAUGCCAUGUAUUGUAUUUCCUCAUUUGCGCAUUAACUUCAAAAUAAUAAAAUAAACCAACUAUC
Betta splendens (Siamese fighting fish) is the source of this 1789-nucleotide messenger RNA. Its product is annotated as leucine-rich repeat neuronal protein 4. Lineage: Eukaryota; Metazoa; Chordata; Actinopteri; Anabantiformes; Osphronemidae. Gene Ontology annotation, molecular function: protein binding. The transcript has 2 exons. The record is from RefSeq and is a predicted model, not a curated record. Bases 164 to 949 code for a protein of 261 amino acids.